This is a messenger RNA of Fundulus heteroclitus (mummichog), 1830 nucleotides long. RefSeq names its product trimethyllysine hydroxylase, epsilon (gene tmlhe). Gene Ontology annotation, molecular function: trimethyllysine dioxygenase activity; iron ion binding. Gene Ontology annotation, cellular component: mitochondrion. The record is from RefSeq and is a predicted model, not a curated record. The transcript is spliced from 8 exons. The coding region runs from base 243 to 1475 and encodes 410 amino acids. Gene Ontology annotation, biological process: carnitine biosynthetic process. Lineage: Eukaryota; Metazoa; Chordata; Actinopteri; Cyprinodontiformes; Fundulidae.
UCUACGCAUGUGCGAACUGAACAUGGUGAUGGUCUGAGCGAAAGCAGCAAAUUUAAGCCCAAGUGUUGUAAUGAUUAAACUUUUAUGUGGUUUUCACGUCACUCUGACAUGUUUUUAUGAGAUAACUCGUUUAACUGUGAUUCAUAAGGUUUGACUGGAGCCGGUCAGUCUGUCCGGAAACUGGAAGGAGUCGGAUUAACUGAGUUAGUCAGCUCUCUAGGCUAGUUGUGUUUUCAGCCGUGAUGUUCAGCGCGUUUCGUAGAGCAGCUGUCUCUUCCCUGAGGCAGGCUCAGCGGCUGUGUGCCCGCACAGAGCCCCGCAUGUCAUGGGGACGCAUGCAGCUCUGCUCCUCGGCUUCUGUGACUUGCCGCUUACUCGAAGACUGUCUGGAGAUCAGCGACGCGGGGACGCCGGUGCUCUUCGACUACGUGUGGCUGCGGGACCACUGCCGCUCAGCGUCCUCUUACAACUCCGCAACCCACCAGAGGAGCCUGGACACCGGGAGCAUAGAGCUCACUGUCCGCCCCGAGAGCUCCGCGGUGGAAGGCGAUCAGCUCGUCCUCACCUGGCCCGGUGGCCACGUGUCCAGGUACAGCCUCAGCUGGCUGGCUGAGCACAGCUAUGAAGGGAGGAUGAAGGCCGCCGAGCAGCCGCGCGUCCUGUGGAACGCUGACGUCUACCAAAACGCCAGCCUAUCACCGGCAAAGUGGGACAAGUUCAUGAGCUGCGACGACGAGCUAAAGAAGUUCCUUCAGAACUACCUUCUGUACGGAAUCGCCUUCGUGGACGACGUUCCGACAACAGUGGAGGCCACCGAGGAGGUCACGCGGAGGGUCAGCCUCAUCAGGGAGACGACGUAUGGGAGAAUGUGGAGCUUUACAUCCGAUUUCUCCAGAGGCGACACUGCCUACAGCCAGCUGGCCCUGGACCGUCACACUGACACGUCUUACUUUCAGGAGCCAUGUGGAAUCCAGGUGUUUCACUGCCUCAGACAUGAGGGGACCGGAGGCAGGACGCUGCUGGUGGAUGGCUUCCAUGCGGCCGAGAAGCUUCGCCAGCGUUCGCCCGAGAGCUUCGAGCUGAUGUGCCGCGUGCCCGUAAGGCACGAGUACAUCGAAAGCACGGACAGCCACCGCAACCACAUGGUGGGCAUCGGGCCCGUGCUCAGCGUCCACCCUUGGAACAAUGAACUGUACAUGAUACGAUAUAACAACUACGACCGGUCAGUGAUAAACUCCAUCCCCCACGACGCCGUCCGCCGAUGGUAUGUAGCCCACCGCGAGCUGACCGCGGAGCUAAGGCGGCCCGAGAACGAGCUCUGGGUCAAACUCACUCCUGGGAAAGUGAUCUUUAUUGACAACUGGAGGGUGCUGCAUGGGAGGGAAGCGUUCAGCGGCUUGAGGCAGCUUUGCGGAUGCUAUCUGACCCGAGACGACGUUCUCAGCACUGCGCGCUGCUUCGGACUACAGGCCUGAACCUAACCGUCCUGUCAUGUCACUGCCUCAUCACUCUACCAGCUCCUUCGGUACAGCGAGUAUCAGCCCCAAGCCUCACUGGUUGAUUUUAAUCUGAGUAAACAAAUCACAAAGCAAAUAUGUGUACAGAGGGAAAAAAAGCUGCAAGGGUUCCCUGUUCAGUCUGUAUUAGCUGUCGCAGUAAUGGCACUGUUGGGACAAAAUCUGAGUGGAGGGUUGAGUUUGAUCUAGCAAACCCCUUUUGUAUAAUUAAUGUAAGUACAUUUCAUGUGUAAAUAAGCCAUUAUUGGGCUCAAAAUGCAGUCUUACAACUCUGCCCCUGAGCUGAAAGCAAAUCUGUACGCUACAUGUCUGC